This is a messenger RNA of Salvia miltiorrhiza (redroot sage), 3260 nucleotides long. Its product is annotated as glutamate receptor 3.4-like. The coding region runs from base 186 to 2960 and encodes 924 amino acids. Gene Ontology annotation, biological process: G protein-coupled receptor signaling pathway. NCBI's taxonomy places the organism in Eukaryota, Viridiplantae, Streptophyta, Magnoliopsida, Lamiales, Lamiaceae. The transcript has 7 exons. Gene Ontology annotation, molecular function: G protein-coupled receptor activity; glutamate-gated receptor activity. Gene Ontology annotation, cellular component: plasma membrane. The record is from RefSeq and is a predicted model, not a curated record.
UUUCAUUAUUAUAAUAUAUUAUAUUUGUCUCUUUCUAUUCAUUUAUUUAGUUUAUCCAUGUGAGCCAGCAGCAAAAGAAAAAGAUUGCAGAUUUCUUCUUCAGCUCAAAAAAUGGAGCUUUUGAUGAUUAAUUAAUCAUUUUCAUUUUAUUUGAGCUUGUGAGUUCUUGAAUUCUGCUGGGAGAAAUGGAGGGCCGUGCAGCGGCGAGGCGGGCUUCGUUGCUCUUGAUUCUGUGUGUGUUUGCUGGUGUGGGAGUGGCUGCCCAGAAUGGGAAUUCUAGUGUGGUGAAUGUUGGGGCUUUGUUCACUUUCAAUUCUUAUAUUGGGAGGUCUUUGGGGCCAGCAAUUUCUGCUGCAGUUGAAGAUGUGAAUUCUGACACCACCAUUUUGAAGGACAAGAAAAUCAAUCCUAUUUUUCAGGAUACUAAUUGCAGUGGAUUUGUUGGCACAAUUGAAGCCAUGCAGAUUAUGUCGAAGCAAGUUGUUGCAGCGCUCGGUCCGCAGUCGUCAGGGAUAGCGCAUGUGAUCUCCCACGUUACGAACGAGCUUCACAUCCCGCUCAUCUCAUUUGCCACGGACCCCACCCUCUCGGCCCUGCAGUAUCCCUACUUCCUUCGGGGCGUGACUAAUGAUCACUACCAGAUGUACGCGAUUGCUGAUCUGGUGGAGUACUUCGAGUGGCGAGAAGUGAUUGCCAUCUUCGUGGACGAUGACAAUGGCAGGAACGGCAUUUCUGUACUGGGCGACGCCCUGUCAAAGAAGCGUGCCAGGAUCUCUUACAAGGCCGCCUUCACCCCGGGUGCUCCCAGGAGCGACAUUGACAACUUGCUGGUCGAGGUGAACCUGAUGGAGUCGCGUGUUUAUGUCGUGCACGUGAAUCCUGACUCCGGCCUCGAUAUAUUCUCAGUUGCAAACAGGCUCGGGAUGAUGAGCAAGAGCUAUGUUUGGAUUGCUACUGAUUGGCUUCCUUGUGUUCUGGAUUCCACGGAAAUGAUGGAUCCUCAAACCGCGGAUCUUCUGCAGGGCGUUCUCAUGCUUCGCCACCACACGCCGGAUUCUGAUCUCAAGACGAGGUUCAGCUCUCGAUGGGGGAAGAUCAAGAACAAAGAGUACCCGAAGUUCAAUUCGUAUGCUCUGUAUGCUUACGAUUCCGUGUGGAUGGUAGCCCGGGCGCUUGAUGCUUUCUUUCGUGCCGGUGAGAAUAUCAGCUUCUCGGAGGAUCCGAAGCUGCGCGACGCCAAAGGAAGCGCCCUCCAUUUGACGUCCCUCCAGAUCUUCGACCAAGGCCCGAAGCUGCUGCAGCUCCUCACUUCGUCUAACUUCACCGGUGUGAGCGGACAGGUUCAGUUCGACUCGGGCAAGAACUUGGUCCGCCCUGCAUACGAUAUUCUCAACAUCGGUGGGACUGGAAUCCGGAGGAUUGGUUACUGGUCGAACCACUCAGGUCUGUCCGUCGUUCCUCCGGAGAAACUGUAUGCAGACCGAGCAAACAAGAGCGACCAGCGUCUCUAUAGUGUCCUAUGGCCGGGAGAAACUACGGUGAAGCCUCGAGGAUGGGUGUUUCCGAACAACGGGAAGCCCUUGCAGAUUGCUGUGCCUUACAGGAUCACGUAUCCGGAUGUUGUGACGAAAGAUAAAGGGCCGUUGGGGGCCAGAGGCUACUGCAUCGACGUGUUUGAAGCUGCUGUCGACUUGCUUCCUUAUGCCGUCCCUCACCAAUAUAUCAUGUACGGAGAUGGUAAACGGAACCCUUCGUUUGGCAAUCUUGUGAACGACGUAGCACAGAAUAAAUACGAUGCAGCAGUCGGGGACGUGACUAUCACGACAAACAGGACGAGGAUGGUGGACUUCACGCAGCCUUUCAUGGAAUCCGGCCUUGUCGUGCUCGCCCCUGUCAAGCAGGUCAAAUCCAAGCCGUGGUCGUUCCUCAUGCCGUUCACUUGGCAAAUGUGGGGUGUCACCGGCAUCUUCUUCCUCUUUGUCGGAACUGUCGUUUGGAUUCUCGAGCAUCGGAUAAAUACUGAGUUCCGCGGCCCUCCAAGGCAACAAAUCAUGACAGUUUUCUGGUUUAGCUUCUCAACGAUGUUUUUCGCACAUAGAGAGAACACGGUGAGCACGCUGGGGCGUCUCGUCUUGAUCUUGUGGCUCUUUGUGGUGUUGAUCAUCAACUCAAGCUACACAGCUAGCUUGACAUCCAUCCUCACCGUGCAACAGCUCUCUUCGAGAGUUCAAGGAAUCGACUCGUUGAUCUCGAGCUCCGACCCUAUCGGUAUCCAAGACGGGUCGUUUGCGUAUAACUACCUCGUCAACGAGCUAAACAUAGCCGAAUCAAGGAUCCGGGUGAUGAAGAGCCAAGAUGACUACAUUCAUUACCUUCAGAAGGGCCCGAACCAGGGCGGCGUCGCUGCCAUUGUCGACGAGCUUCCUUACGUCGAGCUCUUCCUCGCCAGCACAAAGUGCCAAUUCAGCAUUGUCGGGAGGGAGUUCACCAAGAGCGGAUGGGGAUUUGCGUUCCAACGGGACUCGCCACUCGCGAUCGACCUCUCGACUGCUAUCCUGCAGCUCUCCGAGAACGGGGAGCUGCAAAGGAUCCACGACAAAUGGCUGUCGAAGGACUCAUGCUCCGUCCAAACGAACCCCAUCGACGACAGCCGCCUCUCGCUCAAGAGCUUCUGGGGCCUCUUCCUCAUCUGCGGCAUCGCUUGCUUCCUCGCGUUGCUCAUCUUCUUCUGCAGGGUUUGCUGGCAGUUUAGCCGAUACAGCACCCAGGUGGUGCAGCAGAACAUCGAGGUGGCUGAGCCCGCGCGUCCGAGCAGGCGCAUCCUCCCCACGACGAGCUUCAAGAACCUCAUAGAUUUCGUUGACAAGAAAGAGACUGAGAUCAAGGAGUUGUUUAGGAAGAAUAGUGGGGAUUCUAGUAAGAGGCAUCCGAGCCAAGUAUGUGAUGGACAGAGCAGUUAAGGGGUGGGGUGGGGUGGCUGUCGACGUUCGAAUCCUCUAUUUUCUAUCGUGUUUUCGUCUCGUGUUUCAUUCUGACGUGCGCGUGCAUUUUGAGCGUGAAAUAAAAUACGAGAUUGAAACAUGUUUGGCGAUGGAGAAUCUCGUGUGCGAUACCGUUUGUACAACAUAAUAGGAAAUUAUUUGAGAGAAGGAAAAGAAGAAAUGUAAUUUAGAAGAGGUGUAUAUUAUUGUAAUUAUAGUAGUAUUCUCCACUUUUGUAUUUUGAGUGAUCGAGUUAAAUCCCAAGUUCCUUUUUCUCAA